UGACUACUAUUAUUAUGCAAGAAGAGAGAAAUUCUAUUAAAUAAUAAUAAUGUUUGUUUAAAAAGACAAUGAAAAUGUUGAUUAUUAUUUGAUUUGAAAAGUAUAUAUUACCUGAAACAAGAAUUUUUUGUAUGUCUUUCUUAUUCAAAACCGAAAGUGCUAAGACAGUUAAUCUCUUUAUUUUUUCCUUACAAUGAAUAUAAUCUGUUUUUUUUUCACUUGAUAUAUAUUGAAGAAGAAUUUGAUUUUGUAUGAUAUCUGAAUACAUGAAUAUUUUAUAUAGAGACAUGAAUACUUCAUACAAAGAUAUGAAUACUUUAUAAACAUGAAUAUGUUAAUGUACAGAAAUGUGAAUGCUUGAUUUAUAGAUAUGUGAAUAUCUGAUAUAUUUAUAUAAAGGUAUGAGUCCAUGGUAUUUGAGUAUAAUAAAUAUUUAAUAUGCUGAGACAUGAAAAUUUAAUUUACAGAUAUAUUAAUACUUGCUAUGCAGACACGUGGAUAUUUGAUGAACAAUGUAUGAAUUGUUGCUAUACUGAUAUGUGAAUAUUAGAUAUACAGAUGUAGAAGAUAUAUAAAUGUGGGAAAGAUAUUUUCCACUAGAUUUAUUAAAAAAUUUAUAAGUCUUAAGCACUUGUUUAAAGCUUCGAUAAUAAAUUCUAUUAAAUUUGUAAACUGCUACCAAAUCUUUCACGAGUUUCCUGAAAUAAACGCAUUACUCUGUAAUGCCUUCAUUAAACUUUACGACUGAAUUUCUGUUAAAGUACUUGUAUGCGCAGUUUAUUUCUAAAAUUUAAAGGGAUCCAUCACUGUUCAUUUGAAAGUAAUAACUUAUAAAGUCAGCUCAGAGGUUGUUCUAUCUUUACACGAGUACCACUGAAACGAUAUUAAACCAAUUUUCUAUUUGGUUAAAAGUUGAGCUCUAAGUGAAUAAUUAGUUUGUUUGUGUUGUAUAUGGCUUCGUGCCUGUCUUUGUGUUAAGUCUCUGUGUAAAUAUAUAGUGAAAGAAUUGAAAUGUCUGAGGAAGAAUCUUUGUGAAAGAAUUUAGACUGCGUCAUUUGAGAGAAUUUAUAUUGACUGGACUUGGCUUUCUCGAAAUAGAACGGAAAGAACAGUUGCUAACAUAAACAAAUGCCACGCUUCAACAACCCAUCAGGAUUGAGAUACCCACACUACGUCACUUGCAGGCAUCUCAUUAUAUUUCAUCUCAAUUAAUUUUUUUGGAUAUUUUCAAAACUUUCUCCACUCGGUUAUUACACAAUAUUAUCACUCGUUUGACAUCAGAUAUCCACGAUUAACUAUUAAACAAUAAAAACAAUGAUGCAUCUUCUUCACUUGUACUACACUGAAUAAACAUUUGGUAUUUUCCUUGUCCUGGAUGUCGAAGCAUUUAUGGUUCUGCGCCAUUUUGCAUUCUUUUGAUCUAUUAAUUUUGUGGGGGACUUAAGUUGAACUCUACGAAAACAAUGUCCUUCACUGUACGGCGUUACAUUUCUAGUUGAGUUUGUCAUAUUUUUUUUUUGUCUCAUCUACAGACAUUAGGAGACUGAAGCUGAGAUGUAACUCUGACAAAAACAAUAAGCACCAGUGGUACUCCUAAUCCAUUCUGUUACAUUCGAAACAUUUCAAGUCCUUGAUGUCAAAGCAAAUAUAUUCUAGAACACCUCGACGUUUUUCUCAAUCUAUAGAUUUUAGAUGAUUCAACUUAAGUUACAACUCUGCAGCAACAAAGAAAUAUGAGUAACAGUAAUAUUCCUUCUCCAUUCAUUCCUCAGUGCUACUUUCAAAAUUUCAACUCUACGAAAUUUGAUGUUCUUCUCAGUCUAUUGACAUUACGGGACUUGAAGAAUCUAAAUUCUUCUAACCACCAAAGUGAACAUCAGCCGACUACAGAUUCUUCAGUACUAUCACCAAGAAAUUGCUUCAUUAUAGCAGCUUAUAGUGCAAUAAUAAUCAUCAGUCUGUUCGGAAAUUGCCUAGUUCUUAACAUAGUGAUUCGAAAUUCAAGACUGCGCACUGCCACUUACAUAUUCUUCGCCAAUUUGGCGCUGUCUGAUCUGAUGAUGACGGCACUUAAUGUUCCUUUCAAUGUCGCACGAUUGAUUCUUCCUGAUUGGCCUUUUGGUUCAGUCAUGUGCUCCAUAGUACCAUUUGCGCAGUCUACUUCUGUCUAUGUAUCGACUUUUAGCAUGACUUAUAUUUCAUUUGACAGAUACAAAGUCAUCUGCAGGCCUCUCAAACCAAAAUUGAGAAGCUCUCAAGCGUUUAUAGUAACUAUUUGCAUUUGGUUCCUGGCGCUCUCUUUGUCUGUCCCGUAUGCUAUUUACAACAGAAUUAUUCCGAUCUUCACAUUCAAGAUAGUGAAUCGAUGCCAGACACUCUUCCCUGAAACAUACAGCCCAUGGAUUGAACUCAUUUCCCUAAUGAUACAAUAUCUGUUGCCACUCACAAUAACUGGAAUACUAUGCGGCAAGAUCGUCUGCCAUAUUUGGCAGAGGAGUCCAUUCGACAAUUUUACUAAAGAACAGAUCAUCGUCCAAGAAAAAAUGAAAAGAAGGGCUGUAAAGAUGAUUAUUAUUGUGGUGUUACUUUUUGCAAUCUGCUGGCUGCCGCUCAACACAUUUUACAUGCUCAAAGAAUUCGCAGGAAUGGAAUUCAUGUGCGAGUCAUCCAAGUCCACAACUAUUCAUUCCACCAUCUAUUUCUUUUGUCAUUGGCUGGCCAUGAGUUCUGUCUGUUACAACCCAUUCGUAUAUUGCUGGUUGAACGAGCAUUUCCGAAACAAGAUUUUGAAUUGCCCUUUAGUCUUGUGUAAAUUAGGCUUAAGACUUUUCACUUGCGUGAGAUCAAUAACACGUUUGAAUCCGACGAGCAAGUUCGAUGAUAUGAACAAAGAUGAGUUAAAUCAGGGUGAUAGUGUCGUAAAGUGUAGUGAAUCGAACCCCCCUUUGACUGAAAACGAUAGAAAUAUGACUGUCAUGAAUGCGUAUGAAUCGAUGCAAACACUUGUCAGUUCAACUCCGAGGUCCUCCAUUGAGAUGAGUGUUCAGUGUAAAUCUCUUCCUGGUCUUGUCGAGGAGGGCAUCCAUAUUUAAGUAUAAAAAAGAAAUUUCUUCAUUCUUAUAUAAUUUAGGCUUAAGACCUCUGAUAGAGUCAAUAAAAAGUUUGAAUCAAACUCUCACAAAAUAAGGAGCGAUAAGAUGAAGUCCUAAAUUAUGGUAAACUUUCGACUGUGUGGAAAUUCUAUGAAUGCAAAUUAAUCUAUUCAAACACUUGUUAUUUUAACUCCAG
This is a messenger RNA of Parasteatoda tepidariorum (common house spider), 3288 nucleotides long. Its product is annotated as G protein-coupled receptor 83-like. The record is from RefSeq and is a predicted model, not a curated record. Gene Ontology annotation, biological process: G protein-coupled receptor signaling pathway. Gene Ontology annotation, molecular function: neuropeptide Y receptor activity; neuropeptide binding. Gene Ontology annotation, cellular component: plasma membrane; neuron projection. Lineage: Eukaryota; Metazoa; Arthropoda; Arachnida; Araneae; Theridiidae.